AUGAGUUCACAAUCUACUCUAAUUAAAAGUGAACCAAAAUAUAUUACCGUUGCAAUCAGCUAUGAAAAACUCGCCCAAGAAAAACGGUGGCUUAAUGAAAACAUGACAAUAUUCCCCAUUUCUAUGGAGCAUGCACGAAAAUAUGUUGAACUGAAAAGUACAACAUGUAGUCAGAAAAGUCUUCGAUGGUAUAUUAAUAAUUUGGCACAUUAUCAUAAAAAUGUAUUGAACAUAAACUGGAAAACAGACAAAGUGCUAGCAAUGAUGAACGAGGGGAUUAAUGAAAAUGACGAUGAUUCGAUGGCUUAUGUUGCAGCGGAACAUUGUGAUGUAAGCUCUCAAAAGAAAAAGAGAUCCAAUAAAAAAAUAUUGAUCGAGUCUCUAUCAGGCAAGGAUAGGGAUGAAAAUAAUGAAAACGAGGAGUUCGUUGACAAAGAUGUACGACGUUCCCAACGAUUAUUUCAACAAUCACACCAUAACGAUAAAGAUAACCGUCACACACAACGAAAGCGGAAGAAUAAUGGACAAACCGACAACGAUUACAAAACUCGUUUUCAGACGGCACUUGAAGAAAUUCAAUCACAUUACGUUGACGCCUGUAUUCAUCAUUCAGAAGGAUGUUUUCAAUUUGAUGCUAGGCGGCAUCUUGUGUUGACGGAAAAUAUGAUGCACCAUUGGGCAUCUCUUGUUGCAUCUGGUGAUGAUGUUGACAUAUUAUCGCCACCUUCAUUUGAAGAAACACCGGAAUUUAGCAUUGAUAAUGCUAG
This is a messenger RNA of Ambispora gerdemannii, 767 nucleotides long. The record is from the annotation of a GenBank genome assembly. Lineage: Eukaryota; Fungi; Glomeromycota; Glomeromycetes; Archaeosporales; Ambisporaceae.